Messenger RNA from Piliocolobus tephrosceles (Ugandan red Colobus), 6489 nucleotides. RefSeq names its product PPFI scaffold protein A4 (gene PPFIA4). Gene Ontology annotation, biological process: synapse organization. Gene Ontology annotation, cellular component: presynaptic active zone. NCBI's taxonomy places the organism in Eukaryota, Metazoa, Chordata, Mammalia, Primates, Cercopithecidae. The transcript has 30 exons. The record is from RefSeq and is a predicted model, not a curated record. Gene Ontology annotation, molecular function: protein binding.
GCUUGGGCGGCGGAGGUUGCAGAUACCUCGGCGCCGGCUCGGUUCUAGGACGUGUGGGUCUGCACCGGUCGGGGGCGGCUCCCUGCUGCCUCCGAGCCUAGCUGCCUGGCCUUCGGCAUUUGCAGGCAGACACACUGCCCUCCAGAAACGAUGGGUGUCGCUAGAUCCAGCUGGGACUCUGCCAGCCCCAGGCGCUCAGUCUAAGAGAAGGGCCAUCUUCCAGCCCUGCUCUCCCUGCCUGUCAUGGCCACAUUCGGCUGCUGUCUGCAUGUCUGGGGACACAGGGCACCCAGCCCCAGCCCUGAGAAGUUAAGCCAGGCCUUCUGGCUCGGUUCCACAGGGGCACUCCAGACCCCAGGCCCCUUUCAGAGCAAAAGCAACUGAUGCUAUGGGAGAAGCCCCUGCCCACCUGUCCACUCGCCUGGCACUGCCCACUCUGAGACCCAUGCACUGGGUUCCCCUGGAGGUGCCAACCCUGUGAGUCCCUCCUUGUCCCCGACGCUGAGAAGGCCCUGUCCUCCCCCACCAUGUGUGAGGUGAUGCCCACAAUCAAUGAGGGGGACCCCCUGGGGCCCCCUCAUGGCGCCGAUGCCGACGCCAACUUCGAGCAGCUGAUGGUGAACAUGCUGGACGAGCGGGAGAAGUUGCUGGAGUCUCUUCGGGAGAGUCAGGAGACCUUGGCGGCCACGCAGAGCCGGCUCCAGGAUGCCCUACAUGAGCGGGACCAGCUCCAGCGCCACCUUAACUCUGCCCUCCCCCAGGAAUUUGCCACCUUAACCCGGGAGCUGAGCAUGUGUCGGGAACAGCUUCUAGAGCGGGAGGAAGAGAUAUCAGAGUUGAAAGCAGAACGGAAUAACACACGGCUGCUUCUGGAACAUCUGGAGUGCCUGGUGUCCCGCCAUGAACGGUCACUGCGGAUGACUGUGGUGAAGCGCCAGGCCCAGUCACCUUCGGGGGUCUCCAGUGAGGUGGAGGUGCUGAAGGCCCUCAAGUCACUGUUUGAGCACCACAAGGCCCUGGAUGAGAAGGUGCGAGAGCGGCUCCGGGCAGCGCUGGAGCGAGUCACCACCUUGGAGGAGCAGCUGGCAGGUGCCCACCAGCAGGUGUCUGCCCUGCAGCAGGGGGCAGGGGUGCUGGAUGGAGCGGCAGAAGAGGAGGGGACUGUGGAGCUGGGGCCCAAACGCCUGUGGAAGGAGGAUGCGGGCCGGGUGGAGGAGCUGCAGGAGCUCCUGGAGAAGCAGAACUUUGAGUUGAGCCAGGCCCGGGAGCGACUGGUCACCCUGACAGCAACCGUGACUGAACUGGAGGAGGACCUGGGCACGGCCCGCCGGGACCUCAUCAAGUCGGAGGAGCUGAGCAGCAAGCAUCAGCGGGACCUCCGGGAGGCUCUGGCCCAGAAGGAGGACAUGGAAGAGCGGAUUACUACACUGGAGAAGCGCUACCUGGCUGCUCAGCGUGAGGCAACAUCCAUCCAUGACCUCAAUGACAAGCUGGAGAAUGAGUUGGCCAACAAGGAGUCCCUGCACCGCCAGUGUGAGGAGAAGGCCCGACACCUGCAGGAGCUGCUGGAGGUGGCAGAGCAGAAGCUGCAGCAGAUGAUGCGCAAGGCAGAGACGCUGCCAGAGGUGGAGGCUGAGCUGGCCCAGAGAAUUGCAGCCCUCACCAAGGCUGAAGAACGGCAUGGCAACAUUGAGGAGCACCUGCGGCAGCUGGAGGGACAGCUGGAAGAGAAGAACCAGGAGCUGGCACGGGUGCGCCAGCGGGAAAAGAUGAACGAGGACCACAACAAGCGGCUGUCGGACACAGUGGACCGGCUGCUCAGCGAGUCCGAUCGCACGCAAUAAUCCGGACACAUACAGAUCGGAAGAGCGUCGUGGGAGAAAGUGAACACGUUGAUCCAGGAGUUGGAGAGCUCCCAGCGGCAGAUUGAGGAGCAGCACCACCACAAGGGCCGCCUGUCUGAAGAGAUUGAGAAGCUGCGCCAAGAGGUGGACCAGCUGAAGGGCCGAGGGGGGCCGUUUGUGGAUGGCGUGCACUCCAGGUCGCACAUGGGCAGUGCAGCAGACGUGCGGUUCUCCCUGGGCACAACCACACACGCACCCCCAGGCGUGCAUCGCCGCUACUCGGCAUUGAGGGAAGAGUCUGCCAAGGACUGGGAGACUUCUCCAUUGCCUGGGAUGCUGGCCCCGGCAGCCACCCCUGCCUUUGACAGUGACCCUGAGAUCUCCGACGCAGAUGAGGAUGAGCCAGGGGGUCUGGUGGGCUCUGCGGACGUUGUCUCCCCCAGCGGCCACUCAGAUGCCCAGACCCUGGCCAUGAUGCUGCAGGAGCAGCUGGAUGCCAUCAAUGAGGAAAUCAGGAUGAUUCAGGAAGAGAAGGAGUCCACGGAGCUCCGGGCGGAGGAGAUUGAGACACGUGUGACCAGUGGCAGCAUGGAGGCCCUAAACCUGAAAAAGCUGCGCAAGCGCGGUUCCAUCCCCACCUCUCUGACAGCCCUGUCCCUGGCCAGCGCAUCCCCACCACUCAGCGGCCGCUCCACACCUAAGCUCACCUCCCGCAGUGCUGCCCAGGACCUGGACCGAAUGGGGGUCAUGACCCUGCCCAGUGACUUAAGAAAGCAUAGGAGGAAGCUGCUGUCGCCAGUGUCUCGGGAAGAGAACCGAGAGGAUAAAGCCACCAUAAAAUGUGAGACUUCUCCUCCUUCCUCACCCAGGACGCUGCGGCUAGAGAAGCUUGGCCACCCAGCCCUGAGCCAGGAAGAAGGCAAGAGUGCCUUGGAGGAUCAGGGCAGCAACCCCAGCAGCAGCAACAGCAGCAGCCAGGACUCCCUGCACAAGGGCGCCAAGCGCAAGGGCAUCAAGUCUUCCAUUGGCCGCCUGUUUGGGAAGAAGGAGAAGGGCAGGCUGAUCCAGCUGAGUCGGGAUGGAGCCACAGGCCAUGUUCUGCUAACAGACUCCGAGUUCAGUAUGCAGGAGCCUAUGGUGCCUGCCAAGCUGGGGACCCAGGCAGAGAAGGACCGGCGGCUAAAGAAGAAACACCAGCUGCUUGAAGAUGCCCGCAGGAAAGGAAUGCCCUUUGCCCAGUGGGAUGGUCCUACUGUGGUCUCCUGGUUGGAGCUCUGGGUGGGGAUGCCUGCCUGGUACGUGGCAGCCUGCCGAGCCAACGUCAAGAGUGGUGCCAUCAUGUCCGCUCUGUCGGACACAGAGAUCCAGCGGGAGAUCGGCAUCAGCAAUGCCCUGCACCGGCUCAAGCUCCGCCUGGCCAUUCAGGAGAUGGUGUCACUGACGAGCCCCUCUGCCCCGCCCACCUCCAGGACUUCUUCUGGGAAUGUCUGGGUCACCCAUGAAGAGAUGGAAACUCUGGAAACAUCUACUAAAACAGACAGUGAGGAGGGCAGCUGGGCUCAGACCCUGGCCUAUGGGGACAUGAACCAUGAGUGGAUUGGGAAUGAAUGGCUACCCAGCCUGGGGCUCCCGCAGUACCGCAGCUACUUCAUGGAGUGCCUGGUGGACGCCCGCAUGCUGGACCACCUCACCAAGAAGGACCUGCGGGUCCACCUGAAGAUGGUGGACAGCUUCCAUCGAACCAGUCUUCAGUAUGGCAUCAUGUGUCUGAAGAGGCUGAAUUAUGACCGGAAGGAGCUGGAGAAGAGGCGAGAGGAGAGCCAGCACGAGAUCAAGGAUGUGCUAGUCUGGACCAACGACCAGGUGGUUCAUUGGGUUCAGUCUAUUGGGCUCCGGGAUUAUGCCGGAAACCUGCAUGAGAGUGGUGUGCAUGGAGCCUUGCUGGCCCUGGACGAGAACUUCGACCACAACACACUGGCCCUGAUCCUCCAGAUCCCCACACAGAACACCCAGGCACGCCAAGUGAUGGAAAGAGAGUUCAAUAACCUGUUGGCCUUGGGCACAGACCGGAAGCUGGAUGAUGGGGAUGACAAGGUGUUCCGCCGCGCGCCCUCCUGGAGGAAGCGCUUCCGGCCGCGGGAGCACCACGGUGGCGGCGGCAUGCUCAGCGCCUCGGCAGAGACCCUCCCGGCGGGCUUCCGUGUGUCCACCCUGGGGCCCCUGCAGCCCCCACCGGCCCCGCCAAAGAAGAUCAUGCCUGAAGCUCACUCCCACUAUCUCUACGGACACAUGCUCUCCGCCUUCCGGGACUAGCCACGGCCCCCAGGGCUGGCUUCCUCCUUCUGGGUUUCACAGGCUCCACUGGUCCUGACCCCUCCUGCUCGUUCCCCUUCCUUCCGCGGCUCCUAGUCUCGUCCGUGACUUUACGGUUGCCCUGGAUCUCAGAAUAUAUUCGUCCACCCCCUCGGCACCCCACUGUCCAUUGUAAGUCUGGUGGAUGUGGCUGGGGUCUCCUGGUGUUGUGGAGGCACCCAGGUUGUCCACACUUGGGAUUCUGGGGGAAGGAGAGAAGGGCCUCCCAGGGUGGAUGUGAAGCCACCCUUCUUCUUCUGGACCCAACCUGGUCUGCACCACAGCCUCCACCAAGACCAGGAUCCUGGGCCACCAGCUGGGAUGAUCCUUCUAAGAAAGGGUCAUUUCAGACACAGCCCUGUUUGGGCUGUUCAACCUUAGGGUCUCUGUCCACGUCUGGCUGUGCCAAAUGGUUUGGCAGCUGGUUUUGGCAUCCCCAGCAUCACCACUCUCCCAACCCAUCACUGUGACUGCGGUUCCUGCCCCCAUUCUCUUGGGGACAGGGAGGGACUGGGAAGGGCUACUGAAGACCCCAUUCUCCCGCAGGAUGGUGAGGCUGGGAGGAGGAAGACUGAGGUAGAGAUUCCAGGCCCUGGCAUAAGCUGAAUCCCAAAUGUGGGUUUGGGAAGAACCAGAGAGAAAUGGAUCCCUGAGCUCUGAGCCAAGGGUGAGGAUGGGGAAACUCUAAGCCCCUGCCCAAUAAGAGGUGCAGGCAGACCAGCCAGAGGGAGAGCCGAUGGCCUCUGGGUAGCCUUAAGCCCAAAGGGCAGGGGGAAUGUCCCCUGCCCCAACCAUCGGGUGGAGCUUCUGCUGGGCUGUGGGGAAGGGAGGUUGUGUGGAUCUUGACUCUGGGGCAGAACAGAUCUAACCAUGCAUUGCUAGCUCUGCUCCCAGCAUCCCUUUCCCUUCUUUCCUCCUCUGCCUCACUUUAGUAAUCCCAGUCCUAUAAAAAUGAACAUGAUGGGUGAAUUGAAUAUACAUUGACCCUAAAGUCAAGUUUAGGGAAAAGGCAGACUGAGGCCUCUUUUCUCUGACCUCCCAGGAAGAAAAUAGCUUCUCCUACAGUGAUUCAUGUCCCAGAUUCAGGAAAACCAAUGUUAGUGAAGUCAGCCACUCUCCUGCUUGUCCCCAAAUCACCUAACCCUCAUCCAGGGCUCUUUUGGUGUACAGGGACUGCCUCCUCCUGCAAUUCCUAAGAUCCACCCAGCUUCCACCAUUUUCAUUGCUUUCCCCAGCAGCAUGGUGGGAACCUGAGCUGAGGGAUACAGGUCCUGUUUUGGUAGGAAUAUUAUUCCCAAGAAACACCCCCUCCUCAUCUACUCUCUCAUCCUACCUAGGUGCCUGAAAAUGUUCAAGACUUAUGUUCAGGGUGGGAUGAUGGAACCUAGGGCUUCAUCAAAGUGAGAGGAAAGGAAAAGCAUCUGGCACGUGUUUCUUGGAGAGGGGCCAGUGCAGUGCCAUCCUACAGGUGGCUGGAACAGCUGCUUUGCAACCUGAUCACCUUGAGUUCUGAGCAGGGGCUAGGCUUGCAGGUGAGAUAAUGGGCCAGGGCACCCAGUCCAGAAGGAGCAAUGGCACCUGGGCAGUGCCAGGGCUUAGAGCCUGCUGCUCCUUUUCAGUAGAGGAGAGGCUCAUCAGUGGUGUGGUGGGGUGGGCUCUCCCCUAGGCUUGGGCAAGGCAGCCACUUGCCCUUGCUCUCCCUUAGUGUUCCCUGGCCUCCCUGCCAUCGGUUUGCUGGGAGUGGAGAUGGAGGGAUUAUUGUGCAGAAAAUGAGUUGGAUGGAGAUAAAGGGCUUCCAUCCCUGCAUGAUGGAUGUUAAGAUGAUGGAGAUUCCUAAGAUUGGUGGAGUUGGGCAAUGCAAAGCCAUCUGACUCCUUCAGGGUGCUCUUGAUGGGCUGACUGUAUGGGAGACUCAGUCCCAGCCUCUCUCCUCUACAACUCCUGCCACUGUUGGCCAUGUCGUAAGGCAGUGGCUGUGCCAGGAUAGCUGGGUCCAUUCAGAGCACCCUGAGAAGUAUUGCAGGGAGGUGUUAAGAAGAGAAAUCUGGAGAAAUCUGUGCAAACAGUGAUGGAAGGCUAUUGUCUUGGUGUAUCCCUUGCCUCAUAGUCGAUAUAUUUUUUUCUUUGGCGAGUCACCAGUGACCCGAGCCCUCCACACCAGCCUCCUGUAUCUCAUCAGGUCCCUUCUCAGUACUGUACUCGCUCAGUGCAUCAGGAAUGGGUGUAUGGGUGUGUGUGGGUGUGAGUGUGGGUGUGUACGUACUAAUAAACAACCUGGUUUUAAGAUAAUGUA